This is a messenger RNA of Puccinia triticina, 750 nucleotides long. RefSeq lists its product as uncharacterized. The record is from RefSeq and is a predicted model, not a curated record. Lineage: Eukaryota; Fungi; Basidiomycota; Pucciniomycetes; Pucciniales; Pucciniaceae. The transcript is spliced from 3 exons. Bases 1 to 750 code for a protein of 249 amino acids.
AUGGGCGGACAUAAACGCCCAGCACUACCGCCAUCGCGAGCAAACUCUGACGGCCGACCAAAUCGACGCUCGGACAUCUCACCUCGCCCAAAUCCGAACGAGCUGCCUCCCCGCGCUGCGACAGCACUUGGCCGAUCUCCUGGUAUCGCUAGAUGUGACCGAUUCGCAGAAGGCUCCUAUUCCCUUAAUUCAGUCGUCCUAGCAGCACCCGUGCCCUCCGAUAAGGACCACGAUCUAGAUAUUUUGAAGAACCAUCGCACUGAAGCUCUCGCCCAAAACGUUUAUAGUUUAAUACAACAUGGCCUUAAACCAUUAUUUAACCAUCAUGCCGAUUUUCUUCUCGGCUUCGAGGACUCGAAGGAACACCAAUCUGCCACACCCAACCACAGUACCAUACUCCAAUCGACAACAGAGGCCUUCGAGAUGAUUGACAAUUUAAUGCGAUGGUUUCAAAAAUCGGAUUUUUGUUUUAUCCAAGAGCACUGGCAAGCCUCGAUAGAUUGUGCCAAAGCCCACAUGCUAAGCGUAAUCCCGUCGCUUAAUUCGCUUGUUCGAGAUGCCCAAGAGUCCGAUCCAGCCAACAACAAUGAAUCAGAUCCUCAACCUUCAGCUACAAGCGCCCUGCAGCAAAACCAACCAUUCCAAAAUAACUCGCCAACCACCUUCGAACCGAACCCUCCUCCCGAAGCUUCACCUGCACAGGAGCACCAAUCGGAGGUCCGCAGUGCGAAAUCUUCCCGCCAAGACUAG